Molecule: messenger RNA, 2518 nt
Organism: Manihot esculenta (cassava)
Lineage: Eukaryota; Viridiplantae; Streptophyta; Magnoliopsida; Malpighiales; Euphorbiaceae
Product: E3 ubiquitin-protein ligase SINAT2
Exons: 4
Coding region: 1101-2027 (308 amino acids)
Biological process (GO): ubiquitin-dependent protein catabolic process; multicellular organism development
Cellular component (GO): cytoplasm
Molecular function (GO): zinc ion binding; protein binding; ubiquitin protein ligase activity
Source: RefSeq, a predicted model, not a curated record
AUGUCACUGCAUGGAUAGACAAAUCCAAUUUCUUUGACUCUUUGCUUAGCGAAAUUUGUUCCAAGCUCGGACACGCAAUUUGCGGGAAGGGCCUGCAAUCACGCUCCUUCCUCCACGUCACCCCCUUCUCUUUGCUUCUCGUCUAGCUUUGUUUGGGUGUCAAAGAUGAUUCAAUUAUUGGGUACUUAAGUUGAUUGAAUAUUCAAGAUUUUGGACUUCGCUAUCUCAUCUGGGUUUGAUGUUACCGUUGCUGCUUCUGUUUUCUACUCUGGUGGGUAUCUUUUCUUGUUGGUUGAUCGAGUUUCUGGUCAAUUCCUCAUUUGGGUAUUGAAUUUCUUGGUCAGAUUUCUUCCUAAUUUCUCUCUCUUAAUGUUUUUGGUCAUUGUUGUUGCUCAAGGAUAGUUAUUAAGAUUCAUUUUUAUGCUUGAUUAGUACUUCAAGUUGUUUGUUAGAUGCUAGAACCGGUGUUUGGUGUCGAUUGAUUGUUCAAUUUCUUAUUUCCCAUUUGAAAAGGGUAAUUCAGGCUUAGUUUUCAUCUGGGUAGUUUCCCUUUUCUCCUGAAAUCUCCUUUGAAAAUGUGGAACCUCCUGCAGAUUUGCUUAUAAUUAAGCCAUUUCUUGCAAUUUUUUCUAGUGAAAUCAACUUUGUUCUACCACACAAAAAGAAAGGGAAAAUAAAUCAUCAAUGUGAAAUAAUGUAAGUGGUGGCCAAGUUAGUUUAGUGGUCAGCUACUCACUGCACAAAAUUUCAUUGUUUUGUUAUGUGUGGAGUGCAUUGCCCAUCCAUAAACUGCUCAUUCUGAAAUCAUGCAGUUUUCUUUCAAGUGCUUGAAUCUUUCAUUUGUCCUAACCAUUGUUGUUUCAUACUAGAUGUCCAAGUAUUAGGAGAGUUUUUGGCUGUGCAUGCUUUGGGAAAUAUCAGAAAAGUGCUUCUCAUCUCCCUUAGCUUGAUUAUAUAAUAGGCUACAGUAUGAUACUCAGAGCUGCAGGGACACUAGGUUCUGGGUAAGCUUUUUGUGGAGACUUGGAAAACCAUGACUAUGGUACUGGUUUCAACUUAAGAGACAAUAGUGCUAGCAAGAACAAUUCAGAUAAGAGAUAAUGGCCCCUGGUGGUAUCAUCUCCAAGGAGAUGAUCGAGUCACGCGUUGCAUUUGCAGAUUAUGAAACGGCAACCUCCAAUACUGAGUUCAGAGCUUUGCCUUCGAGAAAAACAGCAACAAGUUUCGGUGGAAAUCUCGGAACAUCAUCAACUAGUGAUGUGCAGAACCUGCUUGAAUGUCCUGUCUGCAUGAAUUUAAUGUGCCCCCCAAUUUACCAGUGUCCCAAUGGUCAUACUCUAUGUUCAUAUUGCAAGGCUAGAAUACACAACGCUUGCCCCACUUGCCGAGGAGAGCUUGGAAAUAUAAGGUGCUUGGCCCUGGAAAAAGUUGCCGAAUCACUUGAACUCCCCUGCAAAUACCAGAUUGUUGGUUGUCCUGAUAUAUUUCCAUACUAUAGCAAGCUAAAGCAUGAAAAGAAUUGCAAAUAUCGUCCGUACAACUGCCCGUAUGCCGGAGCUGAAUGUUCUGUCACUGGUGAUAUUCCACUUCUUGUUAUGCAUCUGAAGAAUGAUCACAAGGUUGACAUGCAUGAUGGAUGUACCUUCAAUCACAGAUAUGUCAAAUCCAAUCCCCAAGAAAUUGAUAAUGCUACAUGGAUGUUAACUGUUUUCAAUUGUUUUGGCAAACAGUUCUGCUUGCACUUUGAGGCAUUUCAACUAGGAAUGGCACCUGUUUUCAUGGCAUUCCUGAGAUUCAUGGGCAGCGAAGACGAAGCAAGGCAAUUCAGUUACAGUUUGGAAGUUGGUGGAAAUGGCAGAAAGCUUACAUGGCAAGGGAUACCCAGAAGCAUCCGCGAUAGCCAUAGGAAAGUUAGAGAUAGCCAAGAUGGACUAAUCAUUCAGAGAAACAUGGCACUUUUCUUUUCAGGUGGCGAUCAACAGGAGCUGAAGCUGAAAGUGUCUGGACGCAUCUGGAAAGAACAGUAAGGUAGAUCAUAGCUAUGUGACUUUUAAACUUCUUGCAAUUAGAAAGAUAAAGGAUGCCAAUAAAUGUAUGUCCUCUGUAAAUAAGUAGCAUCAAUUGCUUGCAUUUUUAAGAUUAGUCUAAGCUACAUUGAAAGAGUUCUUUUACUUUUUGCUACUUGAGAAAUUUUCUUAACAGAGAAUAGUUCCUUCCACUUUCAAGAGCUUUGGAGGACUCUACUUGAUUCUUCAUCUUUGCUAGAAUGGUCUCCAAGUCUUUGAUAUAUUGGAACAUCUACUAUGGAGUCAUGGUUGGCGCUUCCACCGGGUUGGUUAUUGGUGGCGUGUGUUAUAGAGACAUGGUGAUGGGAUAGAAAAUUGGAUUGUAAAAGAUGAACCCACAAUACAAGUUGAAGAUCAAAAGUGGAUGGAAACAUUUAUUUUUGGAUUGUAAAAGAUGAACCCACAAUACAAUUUGAAGAUCAAAAGUGGAUGGAAACAUUUAUUUUCUCAAA